CGGGUAUAAAGUCAUAUGACCAAAUUGAAGUCCUGUGAUGAACCAAAAACAUGCCUCACAAAGUUAUGGUUUAGGAUGAUUUGUCGCAAACAAUACAUUCGCAUCCACCUCAACUUCAUCGCCCUUCCUGAGAAGUAAUGACCAUUGAGGCACGAGUACCCCCGCUGUCUCUCGAUGACAGCUCUGGCCAGUCCAACAUGGACUACUAUACGCUAGACGUCCGUCUUCACCUCGUAGGUCUUGGGUUUGCUUUCUACACGGUAGUAUUUAUAAUCUGCCACCUCUUGUCAGUGGUGCUUUCUCGGACAUACCGUUCCCUUCUCACCAAGGAGAAGGUGUUCUGGAACCUGGCUGCUACGAGGGCGGUGUUUGGGAUCCAGAGUACGAUAGCGGGUCUCUGUGUUCUGACCAAGGACUCAGCGGUGUCCAGAGACCAAGUGAGUGGCAAAGAUGACUUUUCGUGGUUUAACGUGCUCACUGCCACGGGGUUCUUCUUUUUUGAGAAUAUGGCACUCCACGCCUCCAAUGUGGUUUUCCGAUCCUUCGACCUCCCCUUGGCGACGCAUCACUUCUUCGCCCUGUCUGGAUAUGUCAGCCUGCUGAUAUGGGACCCCUUGGGCCACUUCCUGCCCAUGAUUACACUCUUGCUUGAAGUGAGCACGCCGUUCACCUGCAUAUCCUGGAUGUUACUGAAGGCCGGCUGGGCGCGCAGCAUGUUCUGGAGGGCCAACCAGUGGGUGAUGAUCCACAUGUUCCACUGCCGCAUGGUGCUCACCUACUACAUGUGGUGGGUCAGCUGGAGCCACUGGACGGCCAUCAACGCCAUCUACCCCCUGGUCCCUCGCACCCUAUACUUCACGGGCCUGGCCCUCCUCACGGUGGUCCUGAACCCCAUCUGGACUCACAAGAAGACCAUGCAGCUGCUGAACCCCGUGGACUGGAACUUCAGCAACAAGCCCGCGCCCAACGGCUCGGCGGCGGGGGAGCCGUUUAGGCGCCCCUCUAAACCCCACACCAGCUGAUUGCCCGGGGUCUUGGCGGUGGGGUCGGACAUGGUGGUGGGGGUGCUUACAUCAUUGGGGGGAGGAAAACUAACCUUACAAGAUAAGUGUGUUAUUAGCAUUAAAAAUGGUAUCCUUGUGUGACCAAGAGGUGGUUAAAGUUAGCUUGGAACUCCAUAAUGUGCUUGUAUUAAAUUAAUCUUGAAGGGCCUGGGAAUGAAGAUACUUGUUCCUUGAAAUGGAUUUAGUUAAAUUACAUUUUAUUUCAGGGUGUCACUUACCAUCAUGCUAUGGUCGAUGAAAUCAUGCUGUUCACACACGUCGACGAAGAAGUUGUUUGAUCAGCCUUUAUUUUUACACCACUUCAUCAUUUCCUCAUCCGUUUUCUUGAUCAUUUUGUUGACCCUGCUCAACCCUACUUCCUGGAGGCAGUGAAACUAAAUGGUCUGAGAUUUUUUACUUUUCCUGGCCUUUACUUGCAUUGAAAUAUGCAGCUUGCUACAGAAUGUUUGUUACUUUUUAGAAUGCUUUUUUUAUUUAUUUUUUAUUUUUUUUGCCUUAGCUUCUCUGAAAGAGACUACCCUUUCGUGUUGAAACCUACAUAUCUUCAUAUUGUAGAAUAUAAUAAUUGUGUUUAACUUUUAAACACAAACAGGUUGGUCCAGUAAGGGAACCUAAGUGGACUUGGAGUAACAAGCAAAAGAUAACAUUCAGGACUACCAUGAUAUCUAAGGACAAGCAACAAACAACACUUUCUGGAGAUAGUAUGACAAAGCCUUGGCAGACAGCUGGCAGUUCACGUGAACAGUUAUUAUUGAACCAUUUUAGAUGCGUUCAGUCUUAUUAAUGCUAGGUUAAACAUAAUUAGAUCAGUUCAGACAUGGGGUCUGUUGCCGGUGACCGUUUCAGUUGAAGGUUGUAUUAUUAUACUGACAUGGGAUCCUCCCCUACUCAUUGAAGGAACCUCAAGGAUCCUUGGACUAAUACACACAGCAGGUUCUGGAGAAAUAUAGACAUUGAAUAUCCAACUACUUAAGCGUUUAACUGAAACUUUUUGGAAUUUGUGCGAUUGGUAUUAUAUUUGGUAUCUUGGAAAUACAGCAAUAAGUAUCCCCUUUUGAGUGAUGGAAAUAUUUUAUAUUGGUGAAUGGUUUUGCACGGCAUGAUAAGUGUAGUCCUCCUGCUACACUUUUUAAUAGGCUUUCUAUUCUGACUGUUAAUGCUUCUGGACUACAGCUUUUUUAAUUCCUUUUCGCGUUGCUGAAGUGUGUAUGAUUAGAUACUUUUUUAUUUUAAAAAGAAAUUAUCUUACAAUGUCAUGCCGAGAAAUCGGACAUUAAGCUGCACUCAAUGUCCGAUGUAUUCGAUCUGCUAAUGGUCAAAAAAAGUUAUAUUAUUGGUUUUCAAAUGAUUGUUCAAAAGUGUUCUCCGUCACAUGUAUAGUAGCUGACUUGCAAAAUGUGGCUGCGUUGAAUAAACACUUCAACUGCGACAUAAAACCUAUACGUUUUUCC
Gadus chalcogrammus (walleye pollock) is the source of this 2515-nucleotide messenger RNA. It is a transcript of the gene cln8, whose product is annotated as CLN8 transmembrane ER and ERGIC protein. The transcript has 3 exons. NCBI's taxonomy places the organism in Eukaryota, Metazoa, Chordata, Actinopteri, Gadiformes, Gadidae. The coding region runs from base 138 to 1022 and encodes 294 amino acids. Gene Ontology annotation, cellular component: endoplasmic reticulum; membrane. Gene Ontology annotation, biological process: lipid homeostasis. The record is from RefSeq and is a predicted model, not a curated record.